AUGCCAGAACAGCCAAGUGGAGCUGGUCAGCUCAGGGCUCGAGCCUGCUUGCUGCUGGCGGUGUGGCUGUGCUCGCAGCAAGCUCUGGCCACGCCGUGUCAGGGUGGGGAGCUGAGGAUAACUGGUAGAGGUGAAAAGAAAUGCUGCCCCAAAUGCAUCGUAAGCACAGGAAACAAAUGUCAAGAUGCUAAGGACAAGGUCUGCCAAUGUCGUCAGGGCUACAGCUGUUCUGAUACUGCAUGUGGCUACUGUGAGAAGCUGCCUGAAUGUGCAGAGGGCCAGGAGCUGGUGAAGCAAGGCUCUAUAGACUUCACAUUUGAAUGCAAACCAUGUGAGACAGGAACAUAUUCCAAUGUCAAGAAUGGCUGGUGCCGUAACUGGACUGACUGUGAAAGUUUUGGCUUUGUGACAGUCAAGCAGGGCAACAGGACACAUAAUGCAGAGUGUGGUUUCCAUUCCAAAGAUCUGGAAGAAGUUCCUAUGAGAAGUGACUCUCUGUACACCACCAUCCUGGCCAUCCUUACUGCAGUGGCUGUGUUUAUUCUCAUCUUACUGACUUUCUUCUUGCAUUUCUGCAUGUGGUCACUGAAGAAAGAGAAAUUCCACAGAGCUGACAAGGAUCUGGAACAUAACUUCCUUAGGCUGCCAGGAGCUCCACAACUCACCCCUAUCAGAGAAGAGAUUGACAGCUGCCAGUUUCCUGAGGAAGAACAUGGAGAUGAAACACCAGAAGAGAAGCAUGUCUAUCUCUACCCUCAGAGUCUCCAAUGA
Chaetura pelagica (chimney swift) is the source of this 771-nucleotide messenger RNA. It is a transcript of the gene TNFRSF18, whose product is annotated as tumor necrosis factor receptor superfamily, member 18. Gene Ontology annotation, cellular component: external side of plasma membrane; plasma membrane. The coding region runs from base 1 to 771 and encodes 256 amino acids. The transcript is spliced from 6 exons. Gene Ontology annotation, molecular function: protein binding; tumor necrosis factor receptor activity. NCBI's taxonomy places the organism in Eukaryota, Metazoa, Chordata, Aves, Apodiformes, Apodidae. The record is from RefSeq and is a predicted model, not a curated record. Gene Ontology annotation, biological process: negative regulation of apoptotic process; positive regulation of cell adhesion.